GCCAGGCUCGCUCCGAGGUGCUCGUAGGCCGCGAGGCGCGGCAGCGGGCGCUGGGCCCGUGCCUUUGAGCGUUUUUCUCCUGGUCCUAUUGUGCCUUGCUUUCUUCGGUCGACGAGGCAGCGCCGCGCAGUAGGAGUGAACACGAGUAGCAACAGCUCUCGCAACAGUGAUCUACGACAGUGAUUUCGUAGCCCAACGACAGCUCUCCGGAGCAACAGUAUACUAAUCCAUCACAUCUCAACGACAAAAGCAACGCACACCAGCAGGAUGUCAGAAAUGCUAAACGCCGACGCGCCGGGCGGCUCGCCCCCCGCCUCUCCGCCUAGAGGACGGCCCCGGCUCCAGCUCAAGAAGCGCGACCCGGCGGCCGCCGCGAGGCUAGCCCAGCAGGCGCCGCGGCGAGGUUCCAACCCGUUCGGCGACGCAAAACCGAGAGAAGAAGUUUUGACCAACAAGGGAAUUGAUGUCAAGGCCAUGGACCGCAAGACGGAGCUGAAAGCGCAAGCGGCCCACCGUUUGACAAGGCAACAGAGAGAAGAGGCCGACGCCAUCGCCGCGGAGGUCAAGCACGCCGAGGAGGCUUUGAGAGAGGCCAAUGAAAAAGAGCUGCCCGAAAAUGCCCUGAGAGCCACUCUAGAACAGAAGCGCAAGGAGCUCAACGACCUCAUGGAGCAGUUCGCGGCCGCGAAUCUGGAGGCGCGAAGCCAGCCGCGGCCGCGCCAGGGCGGCCAGCCGCGCGCGAAGCCCGCGUCCUUCGCCCAGGCCGCCGGCGGCGCGGCGCCGCCGCCGCAGACGGGGCCCAAGCCCUCGAUCCUCGGGGGCGGCGGGCCGAAGCCGUCGAUCCUCUGAGUGUCGCGGGGCGCCGAGCGGCGUGGUUUGCAGGGGGAUAAGUACCCGUCGCUUGC
Molecule: messenger RNA, 905 nt
Organism: Pelagomonas calceolata
Lineage: Eukaryota; Pelagophyceae; Pelagomonadales; Pelagomonadaceae
Source: the annotation of a GenBank genome assembly